Messenger RNA from Kickxella alabastrina, 1376 nucleotides. RefSeq names its product Alpha/Beta hydrolase protein. Lineage: Eukaryota; Fungi; Kickxellomycota; Kickxellomycetes; Kickxellales; Kickxellaceae. Gene Ontology annotation, molecular function: triacylglycerol lipase activity. The record is from RefSeq and is a predicted model, not a curated record. The transcript has a single exon. The coding region runs from base 271 to 1347 and encodes 358 amino acids.
CUUUUAGCACCUUUUAGUUCAUUUUGCACUCGAAAUUUAAAUUGGUCUUGUAUUAUAUCAUACUAAUUUUAUUACAACACAAAAAUGAAUCAUUCCAAAGAACUAAAGGCUGAAGUUUUGGAGAUACUUGCUAGCGAACUCAGCAGCCUGCAGCCGUCAGCACGAGUGUAUUCGCAGCGGGGAAAGACACCAAUAUUCUUUCUCACCACGCAUAAGAAGGCGCUCAAGAAGGUGCAGCAAGAAAUUAAAACUCUCAACAGUACUUUGUAAAUGGAAUUUAUAAAUAAAGCUAUAUUAGUCGUGAUAGGAAUAAGCGGAGUUACUAAAACUCUAGUGCUGGCAACGGCACGAUACCUGUGGAAUGGCCCACAGCACUCGGCGUGGAAUUGGAAGACGCAGGUAGGGCGCGAGAUACUUGCGUAUUUGGGCAAGGCAGGGUCUAGCAGACUGGGAAUUGAAAUGCUGGCAGGGUUCAGACAUUCAAUUUCUUUUUACGCUGCUUGCGUUGAAAAGGGGCGUGAUAUUCGAGCCUGCGAGCUGGGAAGCAGCGAAUUGGGCAACGCUGGAGUAUGGGCACACAAGCUGCAAACAGAAGCACGGCGAGCACUUGGCGACGCACACAGAAAGCAGACAAUGCAAGUAAGUGUGCCUAAAGGAGAGCCAAAGCGCAGUGUUGUUUUGUACUUUCACGGCGGUGCCUAUAUUUCGGGCAGCCCACAACUCUACCAGACCUUGCUAAGCAAACUCACCCAAACGACCGGAAUGCUUGUGUGCACGCCCUCGUACCGACUGGCACCGCAAACAAAGUACCCAGGGCAGCUCUACGACGCAUACUGUGCUUAUCAGGAUAUGCUCCAGCAUCACAAUGCCGAAGACAUUCUGCUGGCUGGUGACAGUGCAGGAGGCAACCUGGCGCUGGCACUUUGGCAGCUCACGCGUGCACCUGUCGCUGGCAUCAUUCUCUUCAGUCCACGCACAGACACAAAUAGUCAGCGUGCUAGCUGGCAAAGCAACUUUGCACUGGACAUCUUGCCACUUUACGAUAUCAAUAAUCCACAGUCUUCGCUGUUUCAUUUGCUAGAGGCAGAGGACCGGGUACACGUGGGAGUGCCCCUGCUGGCACCAGUCAACGCUGACAUGGAAGGAUUGCCCAGAGUGCUAGUGCAAGUGGGUUCGGCAGAGGUCAUGCUUGACGAUGUGUGCGAGUUUGCAAGGAAGGCAGGACCAGUCUGUGUGCUGCGUGUAUAUGAGGGCGGCUUUCAUGUAUUUCAAGCUGCCCCCUUUGCCACCGUAUGCUGCCAAGACGCCUGGAACGAUGUGCGGAUUUUUGUCUCUGGACUCGAUUAAAUAUGUCAAUUUAUUAUUUAUAAUUCUAA